AUGAAUUCAGCCAGCCAUUGAAUGCACCAUGCAAUGCACCACGGAUGGAUAGAUGCGAUUGCGGUGUCCAAGCCGCCAUCCAUCGCGUACGUCAUUCACACCACGUCCGUCGAUUUCAGCCUCUCUGUCGGUUUAUUUGUUCCUUUCUCCCUCCUCUUCUUGAUUGCCUCAUUCCCCUCGUCAUUGGUCGGACAUCCGGUUCUCGUCCAUGUCUGCCUGGCCCUCACUCGCCACGGGAAGCUCGCUGCGACUGUAACACAUAUACACAUACAUACAGGGCCGUCAAUCCAGGAGACAUGGCACUCUGUGUGCGUCGUCUUCCUUACACUGUUCGUUGCUGCUGGAAGAACGAUGUGAUCAUGGGCGUUGUCUGAUGCGGCACAUCAACAGGCGCCUGAGUCCUGAAGACAAGAGAACAUCAGCUGUCUGGUGUCGUUCUCUCUGUCUGUCUCCCUACUUGACCCACACACCAUGGCAUGAAGUCGCUGUGACUUGUCCUGCACAAAAGAAGAAGUGACAGCGAGGCUUCAAGAUGGCAGUAAGGUGUGUAUGUCUGUGUGUGCGGAGAAGCCACCCGAUGAUCGGGAAGAACUUGGUGAUGGCCUGCAGGCGAGUGGGCUUCUUGUCGCGACCAAAUACCUUGCUGCACACAGCAAGCAGACAUAGACGUACAGGCAAGUGCACUUCAUGUUCAUUGUGCUGGUGCAAGUGCAGCGGGGUGGUUGUCUAAGGUACUUGUCGGUUGAGUGAUCUUCGUUGUCUCCGCCGUUGCUAUCCUCCACGCCUCUGGCCUCCUCGUCCCUCUCGGUGCAGGAGGCCGCCCACCGCUCCUCGAUGCGGUCCUCACUGCAGUCACAUAGAUGCUAUCCAUGCAUCAUUUCGUCUGUGUGUGUGUGUGUGUGUGUGUGUGCUGUGUUCCUGUCGUCCCACCUAUCGGUGUCCUCGUCAAUGAGUGUUUCCUCCUCCCACUCAUCCCGCCGCUUCCAGUGCGGUAGCUGCCACAUCUCAUGCUCACACACAUAGCGAGAACUGAACCGCGACACCUGAUGACACCCCGUACAGAGCAGGCCAUUUCUGCCGUCUCGAGUCAUAUGUAUCGGCAUGUGAUGUGUACGUGCGUACCUCUUGCUGUCGGUCGACGGGCACCAGCUGCUCGCCUGUCUUGCCGUCCAUCACACCCAACACGGAGACGUCGCCAUGCUUCUGCUGCCCGUGCCGCUGAAAUGCCCAGCCGUCGUUGUCAUGUUCGUCAUCCGAGACAAUGCCACCCUCUGCAUUCAGGUACAUGCGGUCGAGCAUGGAUGCACCGCCGUAGAGGAUGACCUCGCUCCCCGUCCACACAGCUGCUGCCGCACGGACAGGUGGGGCCUCGUACGGCUCGAAGGCACGCUCGCGUGCGAUCAUGGAGGGGGAGCGAGGGGGCCGGGCGGGCAUCUGUCGCUCUCUUGCGAAGGACGGGAGGCUGAAGCGGCCUGUGUUGAUGUCGAAGAUGACGGUCUGGGUGCCGCCGCAGAGGAAGCGGUUGAGGAGGAACCCGUCGUUCCCCUCAGCGUAGCCCGUCAUCAUGAUGAUCUUGUCACCUGCAUGCAGUGUACCACAGACACGAUGUAACACGCCCCUAUAUUGUUUGUUUUGCCUCAUCUGACCUGCCAGAACGGCCGUGUGGCGCUCGAAGUUGCAGAGAUAUGGCUCGUCAUACAUGGACCUCGUGACUUCAUCUGUGGAGGAGAGGGCAAUCGGGUGAAAUGAACACAACCCCCUCAUCCACCCUCACUGACCGUCUUGCGAUGGUUUGAUGCCCUCAUCGACCCACGGCAGCUCAUCAAAUGCGAUCCACCUGCAGCAAAUGGAGACUAUUGAAUGGCGCCUCGUCUCGUCUCUUCCUCUUGUGUGCCUCACGUCUUUGUCUCGCCAUCGAAUGUGUCGAUGCGGUUGAGUUGACCGAAAUACAUGGUAGAUGAGCACCCACGCGGACUGUCGUACUCCCACUCUGCAUGAAGGAAAACGCGAGUAGAAGCAGGCAGAGUAGUGAGGCGACAUCUGUCCGUCCUUACCAUCUCCGCCGAUGAUGAAGACGUAGCGGUCCUUGACGAGCGUGGCGGUGUGGUUGACACGGCCGUUCGGUCGCUCGCCAAACACAGAGUCACUCCUAGACGAAGAAACGUAUAACAGACGCUUGGCCAGCGAUAGAUAUAGCGACGUACCCGUCGAAAGACCACGUCGCUAUAUCAACAAUGGUCGACAUCGGCAUGACAUCCCUGCAUAGUCGGACGCACUGUCAGGUGCAUUCCACUUCAGGUGUCUGGGGUCACCUCAUGUCGUGUGGGUCGUCAGGCCAGUCGUCUCGGCCAUUGACGAUGAAGACGUAGCCUUCUGGGUGCUCAGUCGACCGGAUGGGCACGAACGUGGAAGUGAAGUAGCGCCUGAAUCAACAAGGGCAAAAGCCAUGCACACACAUGGACACUGAAGGAACCCCUUCUUAGCUUGUAGGUAGAUUCACCUCUUGAGCGGCAGAGUGGUUCUCUUUUUCUUUGGCACACCCUCCUCCUGUCCCCACAGCUCACGUCUGGACAACCACUCGUAGCGAUACUCGAUCUCACUCUGACUCACCCCCUCCGCCCCACCCGCCCCCUGCCUCUGUUGCUGCCCCUCCUCCUCUUUGCUGAUCUCCAGCACACCCCACAUCUGCUCGCGUGGUGUCCCGUCGUUGUAGUCGACUGGUCCGCCGCACACGAAAUAUCUCUGUGGGAGGUAGGGCUGCGAUGUGGCUGUGGGGGUGUGGGGUGAGGGGAUGUGGAUGGAUGUCAGGGUGAGUGAGUCCGAUGCGUAUGGGGGCGUGCCGUGGACCUCACACUCGUGCCACUCAUACGUGCCCCUCGACAGCAGAGACUUGAGAGACACACUGACACACACACAGAUGGAAUGGGCGUCUCAUACGGGCGACAGCAUCAGUGUGAGUGUGUGUGUGUGUGUGUGUGUAUUGUGCUGUUACCGCCACAGGUCGUUCUUGUAGUUGCCCUCAUCAAUCACACCACCUGUUGGUCAACACACAGACAACAAUCCACACGUUAGCACCACCCCUCGUGUUUCUCAUUGACUCACCGAACACAUAGAGAGAAUCGCCCAGGAUGAAGAGUGACGGCCGGCUCCGCGCCAUCUCGGGACGCCACUUCUGACACUGGGCCUUGCCCCACCGCAGCACAUCCACACCACCGCCACCCGUGCCCAGCGCCUCGAUCUUCUUGCCGCGGCAGUACGCGUCUCGGUACUGGCUGUCGGGCAGUGGCUUGUAUGCGUUGGUGUUUAUGGUGGGGCUGGUGGAUUGGGCGACGCUACGGGCAAAGGAGGGGCGGGGUGGCGGGGGGAAGUGGGCGGCGCCUUCGAUGGGCCUGAUGGUGCUCUUGUUGAACGAACGAUGGUACUGCACACACACACGGCGGAAAGAGGCUGUCAGUGGCCGAUCCAUGGAUCGUUUUUCUCUCACCUGUGUUUGCCAGAGGCCAUCAGUGGAGCCGUCAGCCAGAAGGAUGCAAUGGAGAUCUCUCACUGCCUGAUGGAAACAGCAGACAAGCAAACAGCUCCGGUUUUGUCAUGCUGAUGGCCGCCAUCUGUGCAUCAUCGCUGUAUACCUCUGUCAGGCCCAUUGAGCAGCUCAGUGCCCUCGAGGAACGGAAACACGAGGGAAGCAACAUCAGCCAACUGCGGCGUCGCUUUGGCGUCCUCCAUCACUCAAACUGGCAGAGAGGCUCGGCGAAUGGAUCCUUCGAGUGACGCGCGUCCUUUGCAGGCGAAAACACGAGGGGAG
Vitrella brassicaformis is the source of this 3805-nucleotide messenger RNA. Lineage: Eukaryota; Vitrellaceae. The record is from the annotation of a GenBank genome assembly.